Messenger RNA from Dibothriocephalus latus, 297 nucleotides. The record is from the annotation of a GenBank genome assembly. Lineage: Eukaryota; Metazoa; Platyhelminthes; Cestoda; Diphyllobothriidea; Diphyllobothriidae.
AUGAACAUAGCAAAGGUCAGAGAUUGCCAAUCAUCACAGCAUCGCGUAAUCGGUCCACCGACCGCUGGUCUGCAAGCGCUUCACCUUAGCGCGAAUACUCGUCGCGUUGCGAUGUAUCUGCAGGACCGAGUUCGCGAUACGGUGACGCACCUCGCUGAGACUGGGACAGCUACCGCUCGAGAAGUAAUCACUGAAGAGCUGGAAAUAGGCAAAGAGGAGGGUCGGUUUGCACAUCAAAUUGCGGAUAUGGAUGAAACAGCCUUCCCAAAGACGCGAAUAAGCAUGAGAAUUAAGUAA